AUGCUGAAACGUCAUAGUUAUGAUGACCGAGAAGGGAAUUACAAUGCAUGUUCAUUACCAAAACAGCAAAGACAUGAUGAUCACGAUAAAAUGCCUGACUUAAAUUAUUUAUUUAACGGAGAGGUUGCAAGUGUCACAGAUUAUGGUGUUUUUAUCAAAAUUCCAGGUUUUAAGAAACAAGGUCUUGUUCACAAAUCACAGAUGUCAAACGCUCGCAUUGAUGACCCAUCGGAAAUGCUCAGUAUCCAUGAAAAAGUAUAUUGCAAAGUUAUAGCCAUAACUGAUGAAGGUAAAAUCAGUUUGUCUAUGAAAAGUGUAAACCAAACAAAUGGCAAAGAUUUAGAUCCCAAUAAUAUACAACUAAGCAUCGACAAACGGAAAAAGAAGAAAUCUUUUCAGAAGGAAAUCAAGAAAAUAGAACUUGGAGCUGUUUAUAACACAGUUUGUAAGAAAUGUGGUGGACAUGGUCAUUUUGCCAAAGAUUGCUUUAGUGUCAGUGGCAAAGUGUAUGACCUUAUUCCAGAUCUUGAAACACAAGCAGGAACCUCCGAGGAAAAACUUGAAAAGUCAUCUGUAGAAAAGAAGAAAAGAAAGAAGGAGAAGAAAUCCAAGAAGAAACACAAGAAAAAGGAAAAGCGAAAACACAAAAAAGAUUCUCCCAGUCCAGAUAUGCAUAAAACGUCAAAAAGCAAAAGAAAGAAAAAAUCUCACCACACAUCGUCUGAUAAAAACAGCAGCAGUGACAGUAGUUCAUCCUCUGAUGAAUAA
Acanthosepion pharaonis is the source of this 768-nucleotide messenger RNA. NCBI's taxonomy places the organism in Eukaryota, Metazoa, Mollusca, Cephalopoda, Sepiida, Sepiidae. The record is from the annotation of a GenBank genome assembly.